AUGGCUAGCAACGGUAACAAGCAAACCACCAUUACUUCUCUCUUUCUCUCAUCAUAAACACUUUGAAGACUUUCAUGUUUGGCUGCUGAUGUUGUUGAUGUUAGAAUUCCAGCCGCCGGAGACCAUUUACCAAACUUCAUUUCUCUUUCCUUAAAUUCUCCUGUCCACCUCCCUGAACUUUGCUAGCUAAAGUAAUGGCAGGAACUGGUAAAGAAGAAGAAGAGGAGGAGGAGGAGGAGGAGGAGGUACAGAAGAAGAAGGAAGGUGAUGAAGAAGAGAAAAGAGGAGUGGUGGUGGUUGCAGAGCCACCUGCAGCUGCAGCAACCAUCUCUAGACUUCAAGCACAACGCCCUCCAGACCCCAUCCACAUCUCAUCCCCACCUCCUCCAACCCCUUCUUCUGUUCAGCCAAUCUUAACCACUCCUCCUCAGGGAACAAACAACAUAGGCAUAAUCUCUCUCAACUCCAGAGUAUACACCAACAGAAUCUCUCUGUGCCUCUUCUUGUUCCAUCUCCUGGUUGCCACCACCGCAAUCACCUUCUUCAGCUACAAAGGCGUGCAAGGCUUGCUUGACAUCGGCUCAUGGCGUGCGAGGAGAGCACGCAUGGUGCUCAAGUUCUGGCUUCCUCCUAUCGAAGGCUCUGCAAUCCUUGCCAUCUUCUUAGCGUUCGCCUGGCAAAAAGCAGUACGGACGUGGCCAUUUUUCAUGGUUGGGUUCAUCCUCUGGUCCUGUUUUGCCACCACUAUGGCGGCAGGGAUUCUCCUCCUCUGCUUCUCUCUCCCGGCCACAGACGGCUGUGGCAUCGCACUAAUCCUCUUCUCCAUCGGCACCGGUCUCUACGCCUGCUGGUCCAUGCGCCGCACUCCAUUCACUGCACGCGUCUUCGCUAAGUCCCUCACACCAGUAGCCAAAUUCCAAGCUUUGAACGGCCCGGCCUAUCUCAUGCUCGGUGUCGGCUUCCUCUGGAUCUCAAUCUGGUGCUUUGCCAUCAUCGGCGCUCUCAACUUCUACUACCCACCCUUAACCAUCAUCGCGCUCGUGCUGAGCCUGGCCUGGACCGCUGAAGUGAUGCGCAAUGUCGCCAAUCUCACGGUCAGCCGCGUCAUCGCUCUGUACUAUCUCCGCGGGAUGCAGUGCAACGUUCAGUUCAGCUUCCAGCGCGCCCUGUCACUCAACCUCGGCAGCGCGUGUUUGGGCUCGCUUUUCGUUCCCACCAUCGAAUUCCUCCGCAUCGUCGCGCGCGCGCUCAAUUUGUUGGAAGGUGAGGACGAAUUCAUGUUCUCGUGCGCGCACUGUUGCCUUCGUGUCAUGGAAUCCAUCUUUCGUUAUGGCAACAGCUGGGCUUUCGUUCAUAUCGCGGCGUAUGGAAGGGGAUUUGUGGCAGCGUCGCAGAGUACGUGGGGUAUGUUCGAGGUGCAGAAGAUGGAGGAGCUGGUGGACUCGGACAUCACCAGUGCGGUUUGCUUCUUGACAGGCGUGGCCAGUGGUUCUCUUUGUGUUAUCUUUGCUGCCUCUUGGACCUUCUCCGCCCAUAAACACUACACCGCCACCGUCUCUUUGUUAGCCUUCUAUGUUGGCUAUCUCAUGACGAGGAUAGGAAUGGCGUUGCCACAAGCGUGUGUGGCGUGCUUCUAUGUGUGUUUCGCUGAGAACCCGACGAACCGGCUGUUUGACUCGACCAUACCGGACCGGCUAAACCAGAUCCACUCAGGGCGUGACCCUCUCGUUCCUACGCCUCGGUUUCCUCGCCGUCUCAUCGCUACCGCAUGACUUGACUUCCUAUCUCUUGACUUCAAGACUUGCGACGGAGAGGAAGGAAGUGAGGAUGGUGAAGUUACUGAAGUGGACUUCCCGGCUUGAGAUGAGUGGAUCAUGGAUGGUGUUUCACAUUGAUGUGUGGCUAUGAGAAAGGGUAAAGGAUGAGGACAUCAAUAGAGAAAGGAUUCCAAAUACGUCAGCAAUCACUUUGAUGGAAAAGGCUUUGGUCUUUUCUUGAUGGGCAUAUCCAAUGGGGGACCAUUCUGGUGGCUGGGAAUAUUCGGAUAAGGGAGGAAGGAGGCUUUGAGUGUGUGGAUGUGGAUCCCCACUAGUAAUCAGGAACUUAUUUUUGUUCUUGUGAUGCCCUGUAAUUUUGUGACAUUGCAAUAUUAUCAUCCGUCCUUGCCA
Molecule: messenger RNA, 2168 nt
Organism: Dioscorea cayenensis subsp. rotundata (Guinea yam)
Lineage: Eukaryota; Viridiplantae; Streptophyta; Magnoliopsida; Dioscoreales; Dioscoreaceae
Product: CTL-like protein DDB_G0274487
Exons: 4
Coding region: 195-1772 (525 amino acids)
Biological process (GO): transmembrane transport
Cellular component (GO): membrane
Molecular function (GO): transmembrane transporter activity
Source: RefSeq, a predicted model, not a curated record